Molecule: messenger RNA, 2029 nt
Organism: Hydra vulgaris (swiftwater hydra)
Lineage: Eukaryota; Metazoa; Cnidaria; Hydrozoa; Anthoathecata; Hydridae
Product: polycomb protein suz12
Cellular component (GO): RSC-type complex; nucleus; ESC/E(Z) complex
Molecular function (GO): chromatin DNA binding
Source: RefSeq, a predicted model, not a curated record
AAUAGGAAUAAAUACAAAAAAAAAAAAAAAAAAAAGAUAUUAACAUCAUACAAGUAUAUAUAUAUAUUAUAUGUAUAAAUAUAAUGACUUCUUUAAAUCAAAAGGUGGAAUCUUCACUUGGUACACCCAGAAAACUGAAGUUUGAACAACUACGAGCAGACUAUGAACUUUUUUUGCAUACAUAUGAAAAACCAACAUGGAUCUAUAGAUUUAUACAACGAAGACAUCAAUUAUCGCCUUUUAUGCUACACAGAAAUUUGUCUUAUUUUAAAGAUCGAAGAACAAAGAGACCACAGCUGCAGCAAGUUAAAAGGAAAAAUUUUCAAUUGGACCUGUUAUUAAAAGACUUUAAAUCAACUGAAUUGAAUGUUAAAAGUGAAAGUAAUGAGGAAAAUCAUUAUCUGAAUAUAUCUUUUAAUGGAUUCUUUCAUGGUCCAGGUUUUGCUGAAGAAAUAUUUGAAACAAAUGAACCGAAAGAACAAGAACUGUUUAAAGACGACUUUGUCAAAGUAGAAAUACACUUAUGUCAAGUAUACCAUAAAAAGAAAAAGUGCCAAGAUUCUGAACAAAUGGAUCUUAUUCCUCUUGGGUCUUGUAAAGCUCCUUGGAAUCCACGCACUCAACUUCUUCUGCCAUGUUCAUCUGUUAAUCUCACUGUUCCUCCUAAUGCGUUUGUUGAAAAUGGUCGUGCUGUAAAAGCACACAUAUUAUCUUUCACAGUCAUUAUUACAGUGCCUAAAAAAGGUUCAUCAAAAAACAUAAAAUCAGACCGAACUGAAGAAAAUGGAUUACAUCGCCCAUUAAAACGUCAAAAGUGUGACAAUUCUGAUGCUGACAGUGAAACUAAUAGUUUAACUUAUCCAGCUGAUGUAUGUGUAGCAUCAUUUUCGGCAGAAAUGAUUCUCUAUGACCGUCUUAAAAAUUGCUUGUUGACAGAUGGGGAUUAUGAGUUACUCUUACAUGAAAAUUCACCGACAAUUCGAAAAUCAAACAGUUGGGAAAGCAAGUUCAAAUCAAAGCUGGGACCGUUUGCAGCAUUUUCUUUUGGUCCGACUAUAAAGUUUAACCUCACCUGGGGAACAAAACCAAUAGCACCACUGGCAGCUGCCUAUAAAUGUCUUGCAUCUCCUUAUCAAGACAAUUCCAAUAUAAAGAUUGAGUUAGAAAUGUCAAAAGAAACAAAGUCUGUUGCAGUAACUUCUGCAGAAAAGAAUAUGCGAAUGUUUUAUCGGUUUAUUUAUAAUGGAUCCACUAGACAACAAACUGAAGCCAAAGAAGGUAUGGCCUGUCCUUGGUGUGCAUUGGACUGCAAAAGAUUAUAUGUUUUGUUAAAGCAUUUUAAAACUUGUCAUCCUCGAUUUUCUUUUGUAUACACAGCUAUAAAAAAAGGGCACCUAAUAGAUGUACGUAUCAAAGAGAAUUUUGAAAAUUCAUUAGAGAUUGAUGGUAUUAAAGAUAUUGGAUUUAUUGAUAUUGCAAAUGCUCCAAAGAAAAGGAAUUCAGAAACAGAAAUUAUUGUUGGACGGCCUUACAAACAUCAAGAAGAUUUAAAAGAGUUUACAGAACUUGAUCAGUUAGAAAAUGCAUCACAAAUGAAUCAUGACAGGUCUUAUUACCACACGCUUAACAACCAGCUAUUACCUAGUCUGGCACAUCAUGAUAUAAAAGCUGAAGAUGAUAUCGCUCCAGAGUGGUUAAAGGAGAAAACUUUAGAGAUGAUUGAAGAAUUUACUGAUUUAAAUGCUGGUGAGAAGCAACUGAUGAAAUUGUGGAACAUUCAUGUUUUAGAAAAAAAUUAUAUUGCUGACUUCACUUGUGCUAGAGGGUGCAUAUCUUUUGCCGAGGAAUAUGGUAAAGAAAUUAUUCAAAACAAUCUAAUCAAAAAUUUUAUGCUUCAUCUAAAUAACUUAAUUGAUUUUCAUAUUAUACCACAAUCUGUGCUGGUUAAGUCGAUGGCUAUCAUCUACAAGUUGAAAGAAGAACUUUUACCAAAAAUGUAGAAAUUGCGGAAAAUAGUUUCACUACUUUA